This is a messenger RNA of Talpa occidentalis (Iberian mole), 4045 nucleotides long. RefSeq names its product mitogen-activated protein kinase kinase kinase 14 (gene MAP3K14). Lineage: Eukaryota; Metazoa; Chordata; Mammalia; Eulipotyphla; Talpidae. Bases 302 to 3172 code for a protein of 956 amino acids. The record is from RefSeq and is a predicted model, not a curated record. Gene Ontology annotation, biological process: positive regulation of canonical NF-kappaB signal transduction; protein phosphorylation. The transcript is spliced from 15 exons. Gene Ontology annotation, molecular function: ATP binding; protein serine/threonine kinase activity.
ACAACAGGAAAAGAUACAGCCAUCAUUCCUAGAGGCAAGAAAGAACCAACCCAGAUGUUUGUGCCAGGCUGUCCCGGAGGACGGAGGGGGCGCGGCGAGAGGGUCUGUUGAUGGUGGUGUGCUGUCCAACUGGGGCUCGCCCCAUGGAGCGAGGAGAGCAGGGGAGGGGUCGACUCUUGCCAUGAGGAGUUUGGGAGAAUGGGUGUGGUGUAAGGCGGCAGAGAUGUUACCCCCUGCCUUUCCCCUCCCUCCUGACCCGCUCUGGGUUUGGUCUCUCUCAGGGAGAGUGUGAGCCUGGGAGAUGGCAGUGAUGGAAAUGGCCUGCCCAGGCGCCCCUGGCUCGGCGGUCGGGCAGCAGAAGGAGCUCAGCAAAGCCAAGGAGAAGACGCAGGCCGUGGGGAAGAAGGAAAGCGCCGUCAACCAGCUGGAGGCCGUGGAGAAGAGCCCCGUGUUCUGCGGGAAGUGGGAGAUCCUGAACGACGUGAUUACCAAAGGCACAGCCAAGGAAGGCUCCGAGGGAGGGCUGGCCAACAUCUCCAUCAUCGCCCAGGCCGAAUGUGAGAAUAGCCAAGAGUUCAGCCCCACCUUCUCUGAACGGAUUUUCAUUGCUGGGUCAAAACAGUACAGCCAGUCGGAGAGUCUCGAUCAGAUCCCCAACAAUGUGGCGCACGCAACCGAAGGCAAGAUGGCCCGCGUGUGUUGGAAGGGAAAACGGCGCAGCAAAGCCCGGAAGAAACGCAAGAAGAGGAGCUCCAAGUCCCUGGCGCAGGCGGGAGUGGCCGUGGCCAAGCCCCUGCCCAGAACCCCGGAACAGGAAAGCUGCACCGUCCCCGUGCAGGAAGAUGAGUCUCCGCUAAGCACCCCGUAUGUUAGAAACAACCCCCAGUUCACCAAGCCUCUGAAGGAGCCAGACCUCAGCCAACUCUGUUUUAAGAAACUUGGGGAGGGCCUGAAGCCAGCCCUGCCUCGAUCGGAACUCCACAAACUGAUCAGCCCCCUGCAAUGUCUGAACCACGUGUGGAAGCUCCACCACCCGCAGUACACAGGCCCUCUGCCCCAGCCCGCGCACCCCUUCCCCUACAGCCGGCUGCCCCACCCCUUCCCAUUCCACCCUCUGCAGCCCUGGAAACCGCAUCCCCUGGAGUCCCUCUUCCUGGGCAAACUAGCCUGUGUAGACAGCCAGCAGCCCCAGCCCGGCCCACACCUGAGCAAAUUGGCCUGUGUAGACAGCCAGCACCAGCCCCAGCCUGGCCCACACCUCAAGCCCAGCAGCCCCCCUCGCGGCAAGUGUGAGAAGUUCUCUGUGGAGGAAUACCUCGUGCACGCCCUGCAAGGCAGCGUGAGCUCAGGCCAGGCCCGCAGCCUGGCCAGCCUCGCCAAGACCUGGUCGGCAGGGGGCUCUAGACCCCAGGAGCCCAGCCCCAAAACUGAGGAGAGCGAGGGAGUCCUGCUUACCGAGAAACUCAAGCCUGUGGAUUAUGAGUACCGGGAGGAGGUCCACUGGGCCACGCGCCAGCCCUGCCUGGGCAGCGGCUCUUUUGGAGAGGUGCACAGGAUGGAGGACAAGCAGACCGGCUUCCAGUGUGCUGUGAAGAAGGUGCGAGUGGAUGUGUUUCGGGCAGAGGAGCUAGUGGCAUGUGCGGGACUGAAGUCGCCCAGAAUCGUCCCUUUGUAUGGUGCUGUGAGGGAGGGCCCUUGGGUCAACAUCUUCAUGGAACUGCUAGAAGGUGGCUCACUGGGCCAGCUCAUAAAGCAAAAGGGCUGUCUGCCGGAGGACCGGGCCCUGUACUACCUGGGCCAGGCCCUGGAAGGGCUGGAAUACCUUCACACCCAGAGGAUUCUGCACGGAGACGUCAAAGCUGACAAUGUGCUCCUGUCCAGCGACGGCAGCCGUGCAGCCCUCUGUGACUUUGGCCACGCUAUGUGCCUUCAACCGGACGGCCUGGGGAAGUCCUUACUCACAGGGGACUACAUCCCGGGCACAGAGACCCACAUGGCACCAGAGGUGGUGAUGGGCAAGCCCUGCGACGCCAAGGUGGACGUGUGGAGCAGCUGCUGCAUGAUGCUGCACAUGCUCAAUGGCUGCCACCCGUGGACCCAGUACUUCCGAGGGCCGCUCUGCCUCAAGAUUGCCAGCGAGCCUCCACCUGUGCAGGAGAUCCCCCCCUCCUGUGCACCUCUCACAGCCCAGGCCAUCCAGGAGGGACUGCGGAAGGAGCCUGCCCUGCGAGCGUCGGCGCUGGAGCUAGGGGGGACGGUCAGCCUGGCACUGCAGCACGUGGGAGGCCUGAGGAGCCCUUGGAGGGGAGAAUAUAAAGAACCAAGACAUCCACCACCUCAGCAAGUCCGAGCACCACCAAGCCAAGUCCUCUGUCACCAGACCCUGCGUGCCCAGCCGAGGGAGCUCUCCACAGGGGCCCCGAGGCCCCAGCCAGCUGAAGACACAAGAGGUGGGGCCCCUCAGCUCCAACCUCCUCUACCCCCAAAGCCCCCAGAGCGGAACAAGUCUCCGAGCCUGAACUGGGGCAAGGAGGAGUCUGGGACUUGGGAACCCUUGCCACUGUUCUCCCUGGACCCGGCCGCCGCCAAAAAUCCCAGCUCACUGGAGCGGAGAGCCACCCUCCCCGAGCAGGAACUACAGCAACUGGAAAUAGAAUUAUUUCUGAACAGCCUGUCCCAGCCUUUUUCUCUGGAGGAACAGGAGCAGAUUCUCUCUUGCCUCAGCAUUGACAGCUUGUCCCUGUCAGACGACAGUGAGAAGAAUCCCUCAAAGGCCUCUCAGAGCUCAAGGGACACCCUAAGUUCCGGUGUGCACUCCUGGAACAGCCAGGCGGAGGCUCGAAGCUCCAGCUGGAACAUGGUGCUGGCCCGGGGGCGGCCCACCGACACCCCAAGCUACUUCAAUGGUGUGAAGGUCCAAAUACAGUCUCUCAAUGGUGAGCACCUGCACAUCCGGGAGUUCCACCGGGUCAAGGUGGGAGACAUCGCAACUGGCAUCAGCAGCCAGAUCCCAGCCGCAGCCUUCAGCCUGGUGACCAAGGAUGGGCAGCCUGUAUGCUAUGACAUGGAAGUGCCAGACUCGGGCAUCGACCUGCAGUGCACCCUGGCCCCUGACGGCAGCUUCUCCUGGAACUGGAGGGUCAAGCACGGCCAGCUAGAGAACAGGCCCUAACCCAGCUCCACCACCGGCUCCACUCUGCCAGAAGAGCCUUCCUUCUCAGUGUUCCGUGCUGCCGCUCAGACACAGGCUCGGCUGCUGCCAGGGAUCUGCUGCCCCUACCUCGGCGCAAGGACCUGGGCUACCACCAGCAAAGUGGGGGCUAGCAAGUCACUUGCCAGGCUUUCCCACCUGGGUCCUGCCUAACCCCACCAAGAAUACCCUGUGCCUACAUGAGGAGGAGCGGAGAGGCAGGAGGCCUCUCCCCAUGGGAAACCCAGGGGGCCUUCUCUGCUCUGGUCCAGACAAGAUGGCCUGACUGCUUGCUGGCAGCAGCCUCUGGCCCAGUCACAAGGAUAUGACAAGCCCCUGGGCCUCCAGGCAGUUGUGAGGGUGUUGUUGUCAGAGGACCCACACCCAGGUCCAGUACAGGAGUCCUACCCUUCAGUCAGUGUGUGUGUGUGGGGGGGGGGGCCUCUGACCCCCGUGCCUAGCACUGAACUCCCUCCUUGGGAUCUGGAACACUUCAGACAAUGUCAGGGGGAAGGAUGAUCAACAUAGGGACGUCUCCGUGGGAGCGCACACCACACUUCUCAGGUGGUGACAGCACCUGAAUUUGGCUUCAGCCAAAGCCCAUGGAGGCUGUUCAAGUGGAACGGUUCUCAGCCCCCCAGCACGUGCCCAUUGGUGGCUGGCCCCUUUCCCCAGAGCAGCAGGCCCACCACCGCACAACUGGCUGGCUCUCAGCACCUUCAUCUGAAAAGAUGAGGGGUGGCUUGAGGCUGACCCUACAGGAGCCACCUGAGGAGGGGCCCUGAUAGACAUAAAGCAGCAGACAGAGGUGCUAGGAUUGCCCACGGCUUCCCCGUCAGGCCCUGCCAGCUGCCC